Fusarium subglutinans is the source of this 1170-nucleotide messenger RNA. RefSeq lists its product as uncharacterized. The coding region runs from base 1 to 1170 and encodes 389 amino acids. The transcript has a single exon. Lineage: Eukaryota; Fungi; Ascomycota; Sordariomycetes; Hypocreales; Nectriaceae. The record is from RefSeq and is a predicted model, not a curated record.
AUGCCUCCAUUCAACGAUUACCGCAUUCGAAAGGCCUAUCCUCGUAGUAGGGGUCUCGUCCAAAGCAGAUAUCUCCAGCAGUCUCUGAAAAUUGACACCAGCAACCGGGCUAAUAAGUUCAAGACUAAUAUCUUUGCUCACGCACUCUUCUCACCCACGCAACCCAGCCGACCAACCACGUGUCAGGAAGAUACAAUGCUUCACGUUGAACAGAAGGACUCUGUUUCUUUUCUCAUGUCUUCUCUUCACUCUGCGGCCGACGACUGGGAAUGUAAGGACUGUAGCUGGCAGCUUCGUAACCUGGCAGCCAAGUUCUACACUCAAUUCCACUCAAACAACAAAGGACUGCCGACUUCUUAUCCUGCGGAAAUGGUUACCCGAGAACCUGUAUCUUAUCGACGAGGCCGUGACUCGCAUCGAGACUCGUAUGCCAUGUCAACGCGCUCUGCUUCCUCUGUAAGGAGCUCGGUUUCUUCCAACGUUGGAGGCGAUGUUGCCUAUCUCAGGCGCUGCACACAAACAAAAGAUGUUGGACAGGGCGGCCAAUCCUUUUACGGAGUCCACCAGGCCCAUCUUGAUCUCAGCCUCGGAGAGACUGUCAGCGUCCACAUGCGUCCGACUGACCAGAGGCGAAAGCUCAACGAACUCGGGCCUGGAACCAUCAUCUCGGCUCCUUUCCAUAGUCAGUACCGCGACGACAAGGUAUCAACGACUAACUACCACACAGCAGUCUCUGGCUUCGGUCCCAUCUACUCCAAGUACCGCAAGAUGAUCACCAUCGAGAUCUGGGGGGAUCAUGCCGUUUGCCUGCCCAUCUACAGUUACAACGGCAAAGGCCUUGAGAACCGUGGAGGCAUGGUAGACGAGUACAUGGACAUUCGUGAUAUCGACGAUGAGGAGCCUGAAGACGGCGAUACCCAUCACAAACCGCUCAUGGCUAUCCGCAGUCAAGAUUGGUCUGGUAAGAACACCUUCAUCUGUGGCAGGUCAGUAGUCAAACUGACCGAGAAAACCAUGCAUCGUGCAUUCGACAAGUGCUCGGUCGAAGGAUCUCUCACGAAAUCAGAGUUCCAACGUAUGUAUAAAGUAUAUCUAGGACUCUUGCAGUCAAAGGCGCUGGAGGUCUUUGGCGAACCUGUUGAGGCUACAAUCAUACCAAAUAAAGCAUAA